Messenger RNA from Hippopotamus amphibius kiboko, 540 nucleotides. RefSeq names its product C-type lectin domain family 6 member A-like. The transcript is spliced from 5 exons. Bases 1 to 540 code for a protein of 179 amino acids. The record is from RefSeq and is a predicted model, not a curated record. Lineage: Eukaryota; Metazoa; Chordata; Mammalia; Artiodactyla; Hippopotamidae.
AUGGUGCAGGAAGGGCAACCUCAAGGUGGUGUGACUUAUUAUUUUACACAUGGCAAAAUUGGCAAAAGGCUGUCUGAACUACACACACAUCAUUCAAAUCUUACCUGCUUCAGUGAAGGGACAAGGGUGACAGUUUGGGGAUGUUGCCCUAGUACUUGGAAGUCCUUUGGUUCCAGCUGCUACCUCAUUUCUACUGAAGAGAAUUUUUGGGCAAAGAGUGAGCAGAAAUGUGUUUGGAUGGGAGCUCAUUUGGUGGUGAUCAACACAGAAACAGAGCAGGAUUUCAUUAUCCAGCAACUGAAUAAAUCAUUGUCUUAUUUUCUGGGACUCUCAGAUCCACAAGGGAAUAAUAAUUGGCAGUGGAUUGAUCAGACACCUUACAAGGAAAAUGUCAGAUUUUGGCACCAAAAUGAGCCCAACUUUUCUGCAGAGGAAUGUGCUUCAAUCGUUUUUUGGGAUGAGAGAGGAUGGGGCUGGAAUGAUGUUUUCUGUGAUUCUAAAAGGAAUUCAAUAUGUGAGAUGAAGAAGAUUUACCUAUGA